Messenger RNA from Drosophila sulfurigaster albostrigata, 849 nucleotides. RefSeq lists its product as uncharacterized. The transcript has 3 exons. The coding region runs from base 35 to 631 and encodes 198 amino acids. The record is from RefSeq and is a predicted model, not a curated record. NCBI's taxonomy places the organism in Eukaryota, Metazoa, Arthropoda, Insecta, Diptera, Drosophilidae.
GAUUCUUCAGUUCUAUUCUGUUUCUUAGCUAGCAAUGUGGCUGAGUAAUCGCAAUGCGCAGAUUGCCAUUGGGCUAAUGAUCUAUGGCCUAGCCCUCAUUACCCUUACUCUACCUUUUCCUUGGAAUGAGGGUCUGGAGACAAUGCGUGAUCUGCAAUUUGUGGCUACCUUAAGUCUACUCUUUGGCAUUUUGAAGGCCCAUCCAAAGCAUCGGGCUAAGCUUAUGCUUGGCUGGUUGGUAAUUACAGUGUUCUGCUUUCUCUCAAUGCUCAACGCUGGAGUUAUGAUCAUAUGUCCUCGUGUAGACAGAGGACCUGUCUCAUUUAUCUGGAUUGUGCUAUCUUGGAGUCUUGCAGCUACCGUGGCUCAUUUGUGGAUUAUUAUGUACAACGAAUAUGUGGAAUUGACCAUCAAAGCCGAACAGCCGGUCGAAGAAGUCCACCCAAAGGCUCAAGAGGCACUUAGGAAGCCAUCGCUUUAUCCGAAUACAGAGAAUCUGACGAUUUCGGUCCAUGGAAAGCCAGUCGAAGAAGUCGACCCAAAGACUCAAGAGGCACUUAAGAAGCCAUCUCCUUAUCCCAAUACAGAGAAUCUGACGAUUUUGGUUCAUGGAAAGAGGAUGGAAAUAUAGUUUUCGAAUUUACAAUCUCUCAUUAAACUAACAUAGCAAGCUUCAAGCUAACCAUUUUAAGUCCAUGUACUAACAAUUUGACCCAGAAAGUAUGUGCAAUAUUGAAAUUUGUGACUAAAGAGUGGCGCAUGCAACGAAAGCCCGACAAAGUUGCACACGAGACUGCAGACAGCUUGUUGCACCAAUUGAUUUUAGAGUGCUUCAAAAGAGUUGACAGU